Molecule: messenger RNA, 1541 nt
Organism: Camelina sativa (false flax)
Lineage: Eukaryota; Viridiplantae; Streptophyta; Magnoliopsida; Brassicales; Brassicaceae
Source: RefSeq, a predicted model, not a curated record
AGGAGUGGGCCUAGUUGGAAGAGAGAGCAGAGAGGCGUUUAUAAUCCAGACAGUCUUUGAAUUUGUAUUUGUUUGAUUAAAAGAGAUUAUAAUUUCAAUUUUGUGCGGAGAAAUUUACUAAUAAUUUUUUUCAUUGUAAAAUUGGGCUCAAUCUUGGAUUCGUUGUGAUCCCGCCAAACAAGACUCUUUUUACUCUCUCCACCUCCUCACGAAUUUUUCUUCUCCACCGUCGAUUCCUUCUCCUCUCCGGUGUCGCCGGAAAAAAUCUCGACAUUAGAAGAAGCUUCGUGAAUAUAUAUUUUUUCGUCUUUUUUAUAUGAAGGGACAUAGAGAUUUAUGAUGCUUUGUGCUUCUUUACGAGAUCGAAUACAGCCUUGGCUUCGCGACUAUGUUAGGCUCCAAUCUCUCGCUGUCUUCCUUAUUUACGCUCAGAUUGGGUGCGCUCUAAUCGGAUCAUUAGGAGCAUUAUACAACGGAGUUUUGUUGAUAAAUUUAGCGAUUGCGUUGUUUGCUCUUGUUGCAAUCGAGAGCAAUAGCCAAAGUCUCGGCCGCACCUACGCCGUUCUUCUCUUCUGCGCUCUUCUUCUUGAUAUCUCUUGGUUCAUACUCUUCACCCAAGAGAUUUGGAGCAUUUCAGCUGAGGCGUAUGGAACCUUUUUCAUAUUUUCAGUGAAACUGACUAUGGCCAUGGAAAUGAUUGGCUUCUUUGUGAGGCUGUCGUCCUCUCUCUUAUGGUUUCAGAUUUAUAGACUGGGGGCUUCUAUCGUCGACACUUCACUUCCUCGUGAAACGGAUUCGGAUUUACGAAAUAGCUUCUUGAAUCCACCGACUCCUGCUAUAGCUAGACAAUGUUCUGGUGCUGAAGAGAUCUUGGGUGGUUCUAUCUACGAUCCAGCUUACUACACCUCUCUAUUUGAAGAGAGCCAAACCAAUUUAAGUUCACCUAAGGCAGCACAGGUGAAUCAUUAUUCAGCUGGGAACAGUGGAUCACCAUCUGCUGGAGAAGCCUCUCAUUUUAAGUCUCCCAUGUCUAGAUCCUUGCAUUCAAUUGAUGAAGAGAAGGGAUUGAAGCAACCGGAAGAGAAGGGUUUGAAGCAAACAGGGAUGGCUUCAAUAUGAUUGAAGAACGGUAGUGUAACCAAUGUGGGCAUCUAAACAAACUGAGUUGUCUGUUGAGGUUUUAGUUAUCGGAUUUUGAAGCCGAUACAAAAUGUUAUUCACCAGUUUUUUUCCGUAAGCGAGGGAGAAUCACGAAGAGUCGCAGUGUCCAUACAAAGUAGAGCAAGAUUAUAUAAGAGCUACCAGAAGGUGAGACUUUCUAUAUGUUGACGACAAGUAAGCACUGUUUUUACUUUUGGUUUCUUUUCUUUGCAUUAUUUUAUUCUCGGUCUGAAGAUAUGUUAUUUUUGGGGAUCUUUUAUGGUUAGAAUAGUAGAGUGAGUGGAUGGAUCCAUCAAAUAUAUGAUUCUUUCCGAGUUUCUUUUUUAUUACUUGUGUGUAAAUGGAGAUACGUUCAUAUUUUUAAAAUUUUGGUUUGCAAA